Molecule: messenger RNA, 2325 nt
Organism: Closterium sp. NIES-65
Lineage: Eukaryota; Viridiplantae; Streptophyta; Zygnematophyceae; Desmidiales; Closteriaceae
Source: the annotation of a GenBank genome assembly
AUGGUUCUAUCACCCGCAUGUGUGCGCUCCCCGCCACUCGCGCGCGCUCAGCUCUGGGCCAAGUCGCAGCUGCCGUUUCUGACGGAGUGCCAGGCGGCAUGGAAGCGCAGUUUCAGCGGAUGGGACGCCACCUCCAACUGCAGCAAGGCCGUGUUCGUCACAUGCGACCAGGACGGCAUGCUCACCUCCAUGGGCCUCUUGUCGCAGUCGCUCACAGGGUUCCUGCCAUCAUCCGUGGGAGCUGCCACACGACUCUCCAAGCUCGGCUUCUACAACAACAUGCUGAGUGGUUCCAUUCCAGACACCAUUGGCAACCUUGUCUCACUCGAAUCCUUUGAUCUCUCCGCCAACAACUUCUCAGGAGGCUUGCCUGCUGCUAUUGGGAAGCUCUCUUUGCUCACUUUCCUGUCGGUGUCUCAGAACCGACUGGCUGGCGCUAUUCCCAGCACCAUCUCCGCGCUCUCCAACCUCGAGCAGCUGGGCCUGUACAACAACUCGUUCUCGGGUUCCAUUCCCCCUGCCAUCUAUGGGCUCAAGGCCCUCACCGUGCUGGAGGUAGGGCGCAACUACUUCACAGGGUCGUUCCCCUCACAGUUUGGUACCCUGUCCAACCUCGUGUACCUGGAGGCAGGCAACAUGGGUCUUACAGGCGAGCUGCACUCGAGCCUGGGCAACUUGAAGUAUCUGCAGGCGCUCUAUGCGCGGGAGAACGCCCUCCAGGGCAGCAUCCCUGCCAUUCUGGGUAGCCUCAGCCGCCUCACCGCCAUUCAGCUGGGCGGCAAUCAGCUCACCGGCUCCAUCCCUGCUUCCUUCUCCAACCUCGUCAACCUGCAAGGCUUCUACAUGUGGAACAAUCAACUGAAUGGGUCUCUGAAUGUUAUCACCAGCUGUACCGCCCUGCAGCAGCUAGCCAUUCAGUACAACCAGUUCACUGGGUCCAUUCCCCGUGACGUUUGGAAGCUCCACGCUCUCAACCAUUUUGGUGUUGCGAGCAACAUGUUGACGGGAGCCAUUCCAACGACCAUAGGCAGCCUCGUCAACCUCACCACCUUCAAUGUGUCUCAGAACAUGCUAACCGGCUACCUACCUGUCUCCAUGAUGGCCCUCACCAAGCUCGAAUACCUUGAGUACACGCCACAGGUCCCUCCAGGGCUGGUGACGUGUCCACCGAGUGAGAAGGUGCAGUGUGGAGCGAUGGAAACCACGGGCAACAGCAUCAUCGUGCCGUACUGCAUCAAGUGCUCCGACUUCUGCAUCUUCUGCUUCGUGCAGAUGCGAGUGGGUCCAGGUCCCUUGGGGUCGGCAAAGGCAGCACCAGGGGCCGUGGAGGGUUCGACGGUAUGUCGGCAGCACCGACUGGACGUGCUGGCAGCGGCCUCGGGCAUGGAGUGCGAGUGGGUCCAAGGGUCCCUCGGGGCCAGCGCAGGCGGCGGGACCGGCGGUGUGUCGGCAGUACCGGCUGGACGUGCUGGCAGCGGCAACGGGCAUGUGAACGAGAUGGCAUCGAAGCACCACCCACACCUGGUGCGGCUGCUGGGGUUCUGCAUCGACGUCAACGAGGCCACGGAGCAGACGGAGCAGAUCCUCAUCUAUGAGUUCAUGCCCAACGGCGACCUCGAACGCUGGCUCGGCCCCGGUGCCGCCCAGCCGCUCUCUCUGCUGCAGCGCUUGGAUGUGAUGAUCGGAGUGGCGGAGGGGUUGCAGUAUCUGCACAGCUUUGGCAUCGUGCACCGCGACAUCAAGCCCGCCAACAUCCUCAUUGAUAGGAACAUGCAGGCAAAGGUAGCCGAUUUUGGGUUGGUGAGGAUGGGCGAGGGCACGACCGUGGGAGCCACGCGGGUGAUGGGCACACCGGGCUAUGUGGACCCGGCGUAUUUCAAGUCUCAGAAGGCCACUCCUAUGGCUGACGUUCACAGCUUUGGAGUGGUGAUGCUCACGAUCCUGACGGCACGCAAGGCCAUCUACAACUCGGACGACAACCAGAUCAACCUCAAGCAAUGGGUGGCCCCGUUCGUAGCAGCCAACGACGGGGUGACCUUCAAGGACCCCUCUCUGGAAGCCCCGCCAGACAUUAUCCUGCGCCUGGCACGCCUGGCUCUCAGCUGCACCGCCAUGCCCACUGCCCUGCGCCCCAACAUGAUCAAAGUGCUUGCUGAAUUGGAGGCUCUGCGCGAGGAGGUGCGCGGUGCGACAGGGGAUCAGAUGGCGAGGAGGAUUGACCGGGAGAUUGACGACACGCACGGGCAUGACUUGGAAGAGGAGGUGGCGAACGCGAUUAGGAUAGGGUCGAGUGGAGGUGGAGUGAGUGGGGAACGGAGUGAGUGA